UGCUCAGAGCCGAAGCAGUUGGUUCGCUCCGCUGUGUCUGAGAGGCGCGAGUGUUGUGUGUGCCUGUUAUUUAGGUCUGUUACAGCACGCUAGGAGCAGCUCACCCGAGCGCAGAGACGCAGCCUAGCCAGCCAGCGACCGGUGCCGCAGUUCAGCCAGAAAGGGAAACAGAAACAAGCAGCGUGAGCGAGGGACAUAGUCACGGAGAGAAAAACACACAGAGUGAGAGAGGAAACGCUUACAAGCUGAAAAACAGCAGGAUCAGGCGGCACGUAUAUAUAUCCAGACUAAAGGAAUUCCAGCGGGGGAUUUAGUGCCGUAGCUGCGGGUGUUUUGUUUUUGUUGGUGACGUGAACGGUAUCGAGAAGCAGGAACAGGACUGACACUCGUUUUAGUUUGGAGGUAGGGUGGUACGGGCAAAAUGUUCGACUGCAUGGAGGCUCUGGGCAUGGGUCCCCGCCAACUCUACGAUGUGACCAACCGUGGCGCAUGCAUGCUUCGAAAGGCAAGCCCCUUCUAUGCCGGAUUGGACCCUUUUGCUUGGACUGGGACGGCCAGCGUACGCUCGGUAGAGACCCAGAGCACCAGUUCAGAGGAGAUGGUGCCCAGCUCCCCCUCUCCGCCACCUCCACCUCGUGUCUACAAACCUUGCUUCGUCUGCCAGGACAAGUCUUCCGGGUACCACUAUGGUGUCAGUUCUUGCGAGGGGUGCAAGGGCUUCUUCCGUCGCAGUAUUCAGAAGAACAUGGUGUACACCUGCCACCGCGACAAGAACUGCCAGAUCAACAAGGUCACACGCAACCGUUGCCAGUACUGCAGACUGCAGAAGUGCUUCGAGGUUGGCAUGUCCAAGGAAGCUGUGCGCAACGAUCGAAAUAAGAAAAAGAAGGACAUUAAGGACGAGAUCGUUCCUCCAGAGAGCUACGAGCUGAGCGGGGAACUGGAGGAGCUGGUUAACAAAGUGAGCAAAGCCCAUCAAGAGACCUUUCCUUCACUUUGCCAGCUGGGAAAAUAUACUACAAACUCCAGCUCAGAUCACCGAGUCCAGCUGGAUCUGGGUCUAUGGGACAAGUUCAGUGAGCUUUCCACCAAGUGCAUCAUUAAAAUUGUGGAGUUUGCCAAACGCCUACCAGGCUUCACCACCCUCACCAUCGCAGAUCAGAUCACCCUCCUUAAAUCGGCCUGCUUGGAUAUUCUGAUGCUGCGAAUCUGCACACGAUAUACACCAGAGCAAGACACGAUGACUUUUUCGGAUGGGUUGACCCUCAACCGGACUCAGAUGCAUAAUGCUGGCUUUGGCCCACUCACAGAUCUAGUGUUCGCUUUUGCCGGUCAGCUUCUGCCCCUCGAGAUGGAUGACACGGAGACCGGCCUACUCAGCGCCAUCUGUCUCAUUUGUGGAGACCGAAUGGACCUUGAGGAGCCUGAGCGUGUAGAUCGUCUGCAGGAACCCCUGCUCGAGGCUCUGAAGAUCUACGCACGGCGCCGCCGACCCAACAAACCCCACAUGUUCCCACGCAUGUUGAUGAAGAUCACUGACCUGCGUGGCAUCAGCACCAAGGGCGCAGAAAGGGCUAUAACUCUAAAGAUGGAGAUUCCAGGCCCAAUGCCUCCUCUCAUCCGAGAGAUGCUGGAAAACCCAGAGGCCUUUGAAGACCAGACCGAGAGCAAAGAGAAGAAGCCCGAGCCCGAGCAGCCGGCCCCUCCUCCAGCUUUGGCCAAUAUGAAGAAAGAGCAGGAGGAUGAAGAUGAUAGCUGGGCCACGGAGAACGGCAGCGAGCCUUCACCUGAGGAGGAAGACGACGACGACGAUGACGGAGAGGAGGAGAGAGGUACGGACAGCGACGGAGAAGCCUGGGCCAGCCAGGAACCCAACGUGGAGGUGUCCAGAAAAAGUCACGGAGGAAGAGCUCAGUGAAAGAGCCACCAAGCACGCUUCUUCCAGCCUUACCUGUACAGACAUUUCUAACUCAGGCCGCACGGUCAACGAUGAGAGACAUUAGUGAGUCGAUUUGAGGCGACUCACGUAAAAACCUCUUCUCAGGACCUCUCACGCAGAACGAGAGGGCAGGCGAAAGACAAAACAACUGGCUUUUCAGAAAAAAAUUGCUUUUUUAAAAAAAAAACUUUUAAAAAGGAGAAGCCAAAUGGACUUACACUAUUAACAGCUGACUUUCAACGGGUUCAAAAAAAAAAGGUUCUUGCAAAAGAAAAUACAGAAUGGAAACUGAAAAUAGAGUUGUUUUUCUGUUUCAUUGAUAUCAUUUUGACUUUUUUCAACAUUGAGCUAGUUUGUUCUCUUUACAUUUUAUGAAUAAGCCCAUACAUAUCUAUAUAUACCUUUAUAUAUUUUUGUCUAUUUUCUUAGUUAUAUUUCGUUUGGAUAGCUUUUCUGGGCAGAAAUACGGAAAGAUAAUCGGAUUACUAUAACUGGCAAACCUUUGCUGGGUCUUUAUCCAACUGCUUGGUUGGGUUAUUGGGCACUUUGGCUCAGCAUUGAAGUCAUUGAUAAUCAGAUCAAUGGCAGAGUAUCUCCCAUUGAUCAUUAGGAUGAGCUGUGUUUUUAGGGGACUCCCGUUUCGUGUCUGUUUUUUAUUGCGUCAUACGAUUCGCUGCCAAUUGAAUGGUGUGACUGUGCCAAAGUUUGCAGCUUGUAGGGUCAGGAGCCCAGCUCCAAACAUCCACCUGUCCAUUACACCCUCAUGUCUAUUACCCAAAAGUCAUACUGCGUCGAUGUCAUACUCAGACGUUAUGCAGUGCAUAAUGAGUCAAAUGAAAAUAUGGCGAGCCCAGUGCUGUGUGCCAUUACGCAAUUUGACCUCAUCGGGUUAGACACGAUAACUACAUCUGAACUCGUGUACCAUAAUGAAACACAGGAAUGCAUCCGAUCUAACACACACAUGCACACACACUCACUUGAAAAGCUCAUUAUAUAUGUAUUCAAAGCUCUUGUUAAAAUUCAGACUCAGGGCAUUUCUGUAAGGACCAAACGCUUGCUGUCUGGGCAGCUUAGAUACAGGCAAUAUUUAUGUGUGUUGUAGAAAUCCCGCUGUCUUACAAUGAAACGAAAACGAUCUGCGUAUCCUACACGGCUAUCGACGAACCCUCAUCUUCUCUUUUUCGUCGUAGUAAUAGAUUUGGCUGGUUUUACCUUUAACCUGGGUCCGUUUAUUGCCAAAAACACACCGUAUGCAAUUUGGUGGUCGUGAGCCACUGAACAUAUUUCAGUUGUCUCAGUCAAGCAAUAUGACAAUGACCAGAACUCAGAUUUGUUUGUGUGUGUGUUUGUGUGUUGAAUGUGAGUAUGGCUGCACUCAAUAAGCUGUAGUGUACUACGUUGUUCAAUGAAUGUUAUCACAGUGGUGCUGUCAGAGAGUGUGUGAGCUGUCAUACUGACCUCUUUCCUCUUCAGAAUUGCACCACAGCCACACGUAUAGCAAAUGCGAAAGGAAUGUUGAGAUUACUUUGCUAUAACUCUUCGUCAUAUUUUUUGUUCUCUCAACUUGGCUAAUGUAUUACCAUUACUAUUUUGUUUGUGUUCAACAAAUUCUGUUACAUAAAAAGCCAUAUAAACAAUAAGAGGCACAAUAAACAUUUUUUUCGAGAAA
Messenger RNA from Misgurnus anguillicaudatus (oriental weatherfish), 3608 nucleotides. RefSeq names its product retinoic acid receptor gamma a (gene rarga). Gene Ontology annotation, cellular component: transcription regulator complex; nucleus. Lineage: Eukaryota; Metazoa; Chordata; Actinopteri; Cypriniformes; Cobitidae. The record is from RefSeq and is a predicted model, not a curated record. Gene Ontology annotation, biological process: cellular response to corticotropin-releasing hormone stimulus; regulation of transcription by RNA polymerase II; retinoic acid receptor signaling pathway. Gene Ontology annotation, molecular function: zinc ion binding; nuclear glucocorticoid receptor binding; nuclear receptor activity.